AGCGCGCCAAAUAUUCAACCCCCGUCUGCACCAGACCUCUCUUUUUGUCUCCAGUGCGCUUCUUUCAGUAACAAAACAUGUCUUGAGGUGCACUACUGCGCCAUCAAUAGCGAGCGAAACAGACAACAUAUAUUUAUAUCAUCCGAGAGUUAUAAAAGUUAGAACAUCAUCUUUGGUAUGAUAGGUUUGGUGUGGACUCUCCGCCGGAUUGCGCAGCGCUUUAGAUCGGAGGCAAGUUUAAAGUCGAAACGCGUCUUGGAUGAGAAUACGCUUGGAAAUGGAGAAGCAACAUCAAACGCAUCCAGAAUGGAUUUGACAACAAUCCCUAAUUUCUCGCUGAACUCAACUGCGGAUACUAAUGACACGAACGCACCGAGACCCCCGCCACAUUCACAGUACGCGGCGGUGUUGAUUAUUCUCGUGGUCACCGUUAUCAUCCUGGUGACCAUCGUGGGAAAUGUAUUAGUAGUGGUGGCCGUUUUUACCAGCCGUGCGCUCCGUGCGCCACAAAACCUCUUUUUGGUCUCUUUGGCAUCUGCUGAUAUUUUGGUGGCCACUUUGGUCAUCCCGUUCUCCCUGGCCAAUGAAGUUAUGGGAUACUGGUUCUUUGGCAGCACCUGGUGUGCCUUUUACCUGGCUCUGGACGUGCUAUUCUGCACGUCAUCUAUUGUCCAUCUUUGCGCCAUAAGUUUGGACAGGUACUGGUCGGUGACCAAAGCGGUCAGCUACAACCUGAAGAGGACCCCACGGAGAAUAAAAAGCAUGAUUGCGGUGGUGUGGGUUAUAUCGGCUGUGAUCUCUUUCCCACCACUAAUCAUGACCAAACACGACGAGAUGGAGUGCUUGCUGAACAACGAGACGUGGUACAUCCUCUCAUCCUGCAUGGUCUCGUUUUUUGCACCUGGUCUCAUCAUGAUUUUGGUGUAUUGUAAAAUCUACAGGGUGGCCAAACAGCGCGCAGCCACCGUUUUUGUGGCUAAGAACGGGAUGGAGCGACAGCCAUCGCAGUCGGAGACAUGCUUCGUGCGUAAAGGCAAGUCGGAGGUGGAGAGCCCCAGCAGCAACAGCUCUGGCAGCCGAGAGCGCAAAGGCGAGCUGGAUGACAUCGAUUUGGAGGAGAGUAGCUUCUCCAACAAACAGAGGAACUCUCGCUUCACCAAAAGCAGGAGAGUGGACGGGGCACAGCCGUGCCCAAGGCAAAACGGACGCCUGUCAUGGGCAUGUAGUCGCACCUCAGACCUCGAUCAGGAUCCGAGGGCGCGCAAGCUGUCCUUAUCCAAGUCCAAACUGGCACAGAUGCGCGAGAAGCGCUUCACAUUCGUGCUGGCCGUGGUCAUGGGAGUGUUCGUGCUCUGCUGGUUCCCCUUUUUCUUCACGUACAGCCUUCAUGCCAUAUGUCGGGAAAGUUGCACAAUACCGGAUUCUCUGUUCAAUCUGUUUUUCUGGAUUGGCUACUGCAACAGCUCAGUGAACCCUAUAAUUUAUACGAUUUUCAACAGAGACUUUAGGAAAGCGUUUACAAAGAUUAUGUGCCAUAGCCAUGCGCGCUCGUAAAUGUAGGUUCUGGCGUGUGUACAUGUGAACGUUUACCUGCGUUUGACAUUGUGCGGGCACUCUCAACGGAAAAAAGUGUUUGUUCGCGUGGUCCGCGUCUCUGUAAAUAGCAUUAAAAUAUGAGUGUUUUUCUCGCAAUUUGUUUACUGGAGUGUUGUGCACUUACAAGUGAGAUUUUUAACACCAUUCUGUACGCAGGCAGGUAGCCUGAACAAAUGUGAAAAGGAAUUCCAAGAUCACACAUGUGCCAGUCCGAUUUACACGUUUAUUUAUGGAAGAUGACUAAUGUUUGAUUAGUGAAAAACUGGAUGAAGUCUGUCACUGACACUUUAUUUGAGGACAUACAUGUGAGACAUUU
Molecule: messenger RNA, 1912 nt
Organism: Triplophysa rosa
Lineage: Eukaryota; Metazoa; Chordata; Actinopteri; Cypriniformes; Nemacheilidae
Gene: adra2db
Product: adrenergic, alpha-2D-, receptor b
Exons: 1
Coding region: 178-1554 (458 amino acids)
Biological process (GO): regulation of vasoconstriction; regulation of smooth muscle contraction; platelet activation
Cellular component (GO): membrane
Molecular function (GO): alpha2-adrenergic receptor activity
Source: RefSeq, a predicted model, not a curated record